This is a messenger RNA of Chironomus riparius, 1316 nucleotides long. NCBI's taxonomy places the organism in Eukaryota, Metazoa, Arthropoda, Insecta, Diptera, Chironomidae. The record is from the annotation of a GenBank genome assembly.
CAUUUUCAGUGUCAGUUCUAUAAUUUUUUUAAAAUAAAUUAAUAUCGCGGUUUAAAUGAAUUUCUCAAGUCCAAUUACGGCGGCAAUCCUUAAUAACAUUAAUGGAGGAACUAUAUCCAAUGUUCCGAAGGAAGUGAGAUGUGAAGUCUGCAACAUUCUGCUGAGCUCGUACAUAGUUCUAAGGGAUCAUAUUGCUGGGAGAAAACACAAGAAUCAAUUCAAAUUCUUAUGCAGAAAAAAGAAGAAUAAGCUAGAUUUGAAUUGUGUAAUGUGCAAUUAUUUAUGUAAGGAUAAUAUAGACUGGGAAGUACAUGUAACGAGCGAGUCACACGUUGAGAAGGCAAAGAUCUACAAACCACAGCCAUCUGUAGAAAUUCCACCUCCAAUUACAGUCGAUCAUAAUGUGAAUAUACAUCAAGUACAGUCAGCACAACCUACAGCUACAUCGAAUAUUCCACCUCCAUUGAUUCCAUUUAAUGAGAUGCAAGAAUUACAGUUAAAAAUGCAAGAUAAGCUUAAUGAACAAGCUUUGAGACAAAUUUUAGCAAAGGAUCGUAAAGAGUGGAACUGCAUAAAUUGUAGUGUGACAUGUCAAUCGAUACAAUCGUGGGAAGCUCAUCUAAUAUCUAAGAAACACAGGAAGAAUAAGCACAAAUUUCAUACAUAUCCAGGAAUAUCAAAAGAGUUUGUCAAACGAAAAUAUCAGAAUAGCUUCGUUCGUGCAAAUGAGACUGUCGGCAAUGAAUUUAUUGAGGAUGGAAUGGUAUUUUAUUGUAAGCGUUGUGAUGUGAGAAUGGAAACAAAAUUACAGCUUGAAAUUCACAUGUCAUCGAAUCAACACAAACUGAACCAUCCAAUAACUCCAGUUCCUGUGGCUAAUCACUUUUCAACAUCUUCUGAACCAUAUACUGCUGUUGAACAAAAUCCACAGCUUUUUAACUUUGAUAAUUCCAGUUAUGGCUAUGGAUUUAGAAACUGGAGUGCUGAAAAUUAUAUGUUUAAUAAAGCAUACGUCCCACCAAAUCAAGCAGAGCUACAAAGACAAACGGAAAUGGACAGACAGAAGCAACUAGUCGAAGAAGCUAAAAGCAAACUACUUGCACGAUUUCCAUUUUAUGCAAUUAAUUUACAGAAGCCAGCUGAAAAUGAGCCGAUGCCAGUUCCUCCUCCUAUAAUGGAUAUGAUUCCUAUGCCACCUGAAUAAGAUUAAAGUUUUUUUUUUUAUGAUUAAUUGAAUACUGAAAUGAAUUGAUACUUUAUUGAAGAAUAAAUAUGUAAUGCAUAAGUGUAAGACUUAAGGCUUUUUGGAAUAUAAA